AUGCCAUCAACCAUCCCCCUCCCACCUCCCUUCUCCUCAAUCCCCCGCCAUCCCUUAACCCUCUACCCCUCCCCAAUCCACCCCCUCCCCCGAAUCUCCACCGACCUAUCCCCCUCCGGCACCACAACCAUCUACGCCAAACGGGAAGACCUAACCUCAACCCUCGCCUUCGGGGGCAACAAAACCCGCAAACUCGAAUACCUGGUCGCCGACGCCCUCGCCCAGCACACCUCGACCCUGAUCUCGAUUGGCGGCGUGCAAAGCAACCACACGCGGCAGGUCGCCGCGGUAGCCGCACACCUAGGUCUCAAGGCGCGGCUGGUGCAGGAGAAAUGGGUGGACUGGGAGGAUAAAGGAUAUAGCGACGUGGGCAAUAUCCAGCUCUCCCGGGUGAUGGGGGCAGAUGUGAAUCUGAACACGGAGGGGUUUGGGAUCGGACAUAAAGAGUCCCUAGCGAGGGUGCAGCGCGAGUGUGAAGAGCGCGGGGAGAAGACGUACUACAUCCCUGCUGGGGCGUCGGAUCAUCCGCUGGGCGGAAUGGGGUUCGCGCGGUGGGCGUUUGAGGUGCGGGAGCAGGAGCGCGAGAUGGGGGUGGAGUUUGGGACGGUGAUUGUGUGUGCGGUGACGGGGUCGACGAUGGCGGGGAUGGUGGCGGGGUUUAAGUUGAUUGAGAAGUUGUAUCCAGGGGAGGCGAAGAAGAAGGUGAUUGGGAUUGAUGCGUCGGCGAAACCGAAGGAGACGAAGGCGCAGGUGUUGCGCAUUGCGAGGAACACGGCGGGGCAGAUUGGACUGUCCGAGAACGAUAUCACGGAGGAGGAUAUCAUCUUGAAUGAGGAUUAUCAUGCCGGGACGUAUGGGAUCCCGGAUAAGCAGACCUGGGAGGCGAUUGAGUAUGCGGCGCGCAUGGAGGCGUUCAUCACGGAUCCGGUGUACGAGGGCAAAAGCUUUGCGGGGAUGGUGGAUUUGAUCAAGAAGGGGGAGAUCAAAGGGAAUGUGCUGUACGCGCAUCUUGGAGGGCAGUUGGCCUUGAACGCGUACUCGGACUUGGGCAAGACUAAGUAAGAGUUUACAUCUACGUAUUAUUCUACAUAGAGGAGAGUCGAAUUGAGUCAUUCAGGAU
Aspergillus melleus is the source of this 1120-nucleotide messenger RNA. RefSeq names its product putative 1-aminocyclopropane-1-carboxylate deaminase. The coding region runs from base 1 to 1062 and encodes 353 amino acids. Gene Ontology annotation, molecular function: pyridoxal phosphate binding; D-cysteine desulfhydrase activity; 1-aminocyclopropane-1-carboxylate deaminase activity. Gene Ontology annotation, biological process: amine catabolic process. The record is from RefSeq and is a predicted model, not a curated record. NCBI's taxonomy places the organism in Eukaryota, Fungi, Ascomycota, Eurotiomycetes, Eurotiales, Aspergillaceae. The transcript has a single exon.